AGAGCACUUCGCCUAGAUCUCUCGCUGGCUUUCAGGACAUAAGGUGCUCAGAGGCACUAGAGAAUUCGAGCACCAUACCAGUAUUGACGUUGCCCUUAUGUGGCUCUGCUGGUGGUGCGCGCUGCCAUCUGAGGGCGACCAUGUUCGGCCGGGGGUUCCUAGAUGCUGACAGUUCCUCGCUGCCUGUGGCAACCGAGGAUGUGACAGUGGAGGAGGAUGCAAGCAACAUCCCUGACCAAUUCGAUGCUCAGGAUAGGCCAGAGGAAAGGACGGGUCCAACCGAGCGCGAGUUGGAUCGCAACGACUCACGUGAGUACAAUUCCGAAGAACCACAAUCUGCAUCAGCGACACGUGGUACAGGAUUGGAGUCAUCGACCACAGCAGCAGAUGACAAUGCAGGUACUAUCGGUAGUCGCGCCGGCUCCAUUCUGGGUGGGUUGCCUGAGGUUGCCUCAGCGUCUCUGGCGAGAGUGCGAAGGGAAUUAAGUAAUCAGAUCCAGCAGCUACCUAGCAGAUUGCCAGCCGUUGUGGUUGUUCCACAGGGUUCGCCAACUAAGAGGGUUUUGUUACCUGCCGGCUCGACGACCGCGCUGGUUUCCCAGCAGGAUGCGCGUGCAUCAGAAGCCUGUGGUGCUACUGGCAGAUCGCCAGAAGAUGUUCACGCAGGAAGAACUGGUAGCGAAAAUGUCGGGAACAACGAGGUCGCAUCUUCUGUGCGGUCCUCGCCAACGAUACAACUUUCUUCAUCUGGACCAAGCAGUCCCGGACUAUUGAAUUCGAGUGGUAGCCAAGCAACGCUGGUAAUGACCGCCGACGAGCUCUUUGUAGUGAAAACUCUGUUCUAUGUUGCAAUCUCUCUUAUUGCGCUAGGCGCGGCGCACAAGUUUUGGUAUUUGCGACGUUAUCGGCGGUUGCGACAGCGUCGUCUGGAGUUUUCAACCUCUAAAGUUCCCGUUGCGCAGGAAAUGUAUCUUCCCGCGAUGAGCAUUUGGGAGGGCAGUUUUGUGGCAGGUGAGAAGCGUCCUACCCGCAAAGCCUCCGCCGACUUGAAUAGGCUCACGCGGUCAAAUUUCUAUGGUACGAUCGAUGGUGCAACGUCUUCUGGACGAGGAGGAGGCGCGUACAACAGUUUUGGCCGGUCUGAGCCGAUUUUGACCUCAAGUGCAAACAACAGUAGGAGACGCUCGCAUUCCACACGAGAUCCAAACGCCGCUGGAGGAGGAUUUUACUCUGGAUCAGGAAACAAAUUUCCGUCCUUGCGUGGUGUCGGCAGCCGUAGCCACAGUAGCUACAAUAUCAUUCCUCCGAACUGCACGUCCGAUUAUCCUCAAGGAACGACAGUUGACAAGAGACAUCCACGUCACACUUCAUCAAAGAAAAGAAAUCGAGUUUCUAGCGCAGCGAGCACUAGCAGUGAAGACCCGCAGUUCCGCAUUCCUAAGCAGCGGUCCCAGGCAAGCAUCAGCCGGCAGGCCAGCAGCCAGCAAUUCUUUGGGUGUACAGCUUUUUCACAAGUGGCUUCACCGUCGGGUUCGCUGCCUCCCGGAAUCCAAUCGGAGAACGACGCCUUCAGCUCCGCGCGGCGGGGGAAACACCAUCGCCAUAAUGCUAGUAGAACGCCUACCGCCGGUCAUCGCAGCUGCUCAGAUCGGCGUGCGGACGUGAUAAGACGCGCAUCCGUUGGCGAUCGCAUGUCGUCCCAGAAAAGUAACGUCUUGCGACGGCGACCCGUCUCCCGUUUGACAGGGUUCGGCACUCGAGGCUUCGGUACUGGAGAGCGUGGAGGUGCUUUUGACGUCGGAAGUUCGGUUCUGCCGCAGAAGAAGAGGCUCUGCCUCAAACACGUCUCCCAGGCUGCGUUCUCGUGGGUGCUGGAAGACACACACGUUUGUUCUAACGCAGGAGAUCAUGGGUUGCUUUUGGAUGAUGUUGAUGAAGAAGAGUAUCUUGUUCGAAAUGAACGACGAGUAGACCACGAGGAAAAUCAUCAUGACGAGUACGAAGCGGAUGAAAACGACGAUCCGUUGUCGACGAGUGCAUCAAUUGCAAUGGCGAUAUCGGAACGAGGAGAUGAUCCUGCCUCUGGUGCUUCCUCUCACUUUCUCGAAGAGCAGCAAUGUGGUGAUCACCAACAUCGUAACUUGGAGCAGGGUUUCUCAAGAAAGAGUUCAAGAGAAAUGCCAUCAUCUCGAAACCCCUCAGAAACCGCUUACGACGAUAAUUAUGACCCCAACAAUAACAAUAACUCAUUGUCGAAAACUAGUAGCAGAAGAAGUACAAGUACUUCUGCGAGUAGAAAUAGAGAACAACAACACAGAGGACACGACGACCAAACUAAAUCUUCUUCCGGAAGGCAAGAACAAGAGCAAGAGCGAGGAUCAUCGUGGUGGAGCAAGAAAGGGUCUUCUUCUUCAUCGCGCAAAACCAGAGGUCGGAGCCGUGGCUGUCGUGUGGCACGCAAACUGUUUCUGCCGCGUCACGAAUUCACGGGUUCUGGGGUGGACGAUAGCCGAGGCAAAGUAACGGUUUUGGGCGCGUUUUGCCCACGCACGCAACGCAUAGCGUGGGAGGAACGCUAUGUCGAUGCUGAUGUCUGUGUCGAGUAUGAGGUUAAGGCUCGAUGCAAUUCAUUUCCAAGGAUGAUUAUUUCCUUCGGUUCCCUUCUUAGGAUUCUGAAGAAACGAAGGCAAGAAGUGAGCUGUUUUCAGCUCUAAUGAGGGCGCCUUUCGCAGGUACCGGGACCCGUCGACGUUGAGUGCAGCGUCGAGAUCGCGCACUCGAGUACACUCCUCCAACGGCGCACCCGUGAAAGGAUCUGGGUUGAUAUGGAGCAUGACAGGAAUGUUUGCCGGGAGUGACGGUCUAUCGGGUCAUUGGGAAUUGCGUCUCGUUCCGCAGCAUUCAGAUCCCAUGCUUGUCAUUUGAGAUCCCAUGCUUGUCAUUUGAGACCAUUGCCUUUCGAUCCGAUGCUCCUUGUCAUUUGAGAAUACUAAAAUUGCAUGUGCCUUGUGCUUGUCAGUUGAGAAUAUUGAUAGUAAGUACCUCCUACGUCACCUAAUUAACACUAUCAAGUAUCUAACCACUUUUUUUGCUAGAUGAAGACUCCUCAUUGAUGAGAAGUAAUGACUCUCUCUGUCUCCGCAGCAUCAUUUUUCUUGCAUGAUCAACAUAAUUGCUUCUCAGCAUCAUAGUUCGUUGUCAUCAUUUUGAAGGAUUAAAUGAGGUGUUUUUACGACAUAGUAGAACAAGUAGUCCUAUAUUUUUUCGCCACAUAUUUUAAAGACUACCAACCCAUCAAGAAAAGGAGACAUAGAUGUAGAUCUUUUUCUUUGUAAAGGUUCGUGAAACUACAAACUUAUGGUUUACUUCCGCUACAUACGAAGAAAUCGCCACAGC
Messenger RNA from Amoebophrya sp. A25, 3396 nucleotides. The record is from the annotation of a GenBank genome assembly. Lineage: Eukaryota; Dinophyceae; Syndiniales; Amoebophryaceae.